AUGAUCUUUACUGCACCAGCUUACGCUCCGGCGUUACCAUCUCCUCUGCCGCUUCAACAGACAAUCGGCGACUUUUGUCUGGCAAAACGGCGUGAAAGACAAGGUGCUUCCGAUCCACUCUUCAUUGAGGCAGCCAUUGAUCGAAAAUGGACUAUCGACGAUAUUGAAGCUCGCCUUGGCCAGAUGGCGGCAGCAUUGAGCUCAGCAUGGCACAUUGCCCCCGAACAGAAGUGGCACAAAACCGUUGCCAUCUUGGCUUCGAACUGUGUCGACACCCUGAUUCUAUCAUGGGCCAUCCAUCGCAUUGGUGGUGGGUGUCUCAUGCUACAGCCUACAAGCUCAGCUGAUGAAAUGGCCGCUCACAUGGAUCGUGUGCCACCAUUUGCCAUGUUUGUAUCUCAAGAUCUUCUUGCUCUCGGAAAAGAAGCCUUUCAGAAGAGCUCUUUGUCUUCAAGUGUGCCAUUCUACAGCUUCUCAGAGGCCCCCAAAUCUCAGCAGACGGCAGUGCCAGAGACAUCGCAAGACUCACUCAAGAUGUCUACUCUUGAUGAUUUGAUGGCGGUGGGUAAAGAUUUACCUCCACUUGAAAAGACUUCCUUAUCAGAAGGCGAAGCAAGUCAACGUGUGGCGUACUACUGUACCACCAGUGGCACAUCUGGUUUCCAGCGUGUUGUUGCAAUCACACAUGAGAACAUCAUUGCCAGCAUUCUUCAGGCUGGAUUGUUCAUAGAGGCCACAAAGGGGCCCGCCUCUGAGGUUACUCUGGCUUUCUUGCCGUUCAACCACAUCUACGGUCUCUUGAUCACACAUACCUUUACAUGGCGUGGUGAUAGCACUGUGGUUCAUAGUGGCUUUAACAUGAUGGAAAUCCUCAUUUCCAUUGGCAAACAUCGUAUCAACACGCUUUACCUAGUUCCACCCAUCAUCAAUGCUUUAUCACGUAAUGCGUCUAUUUUGGAUAGAUUCGACAUGAGCUCGGUUCGAUAUAUCGUUAACGGUGGCGGACCUCUCACAAAGGAGGCCUUCUUAAAGAUGCAAGCCGCGCGCCCAAAUUGGCAAAUCAUUCCAGGAUGGGGUCAAACUGAGGGUUGUGGUAUUGGAUCUCUCUCCUCUCCGAAAGAUAUUUUCCCAGGGUCGAGUGGAGUUUUGCUUCCUGGCGUCCGCAUCCGACUAAGAGAUGAUGAUGGCCGCAUCGUCGAAGGUCUUGAGGCGAUGGGUGAGAUCGAGAUCGAAUCUCCUAGUGGUCUUCUUGGUUACGUCGACCAUGCCGACGAGGCACUCCUCCCUCCCCCUAAAGAUGAGGAAUUUUGGUGGCCAACUGGAGAUGUCGGUCUCUUCCGUAUUUCGCCUAAUGGCGAGCAACAUUUGUUUAUCGUUGAUCGCAUCCGUGAUAUGAUCAAAGUCAAGGGCAAUCAGGUUGCCCCAGGCCAGAUCGAGGACCACCUAACCAAGCAUGCUGCUGUCGCCGAAACUGCCGUCAUCGGUAUCGCUGACGAGGUAGCGGGCGAAAGAGCUUUAGCUUUCAUCGUUCGAGAGCCUUCAUACGCACGCGAAAAGAGCGAGGCCGAUCUUCGGAAGAUAAUACAGGAGCACAACGAUCUGGAGCUGCCCGAGGUUUGUCGUCUGCAGGAUCGCAUCAUAUUCGUUGAUGAACUUCCCAAGAGUGCGAGUGGCAAGAUCCUUAAGCGGGAGCUGAGGAAGCAAGUGGCUACGUGGAGUCCUCCGAAGAAGUAA
Molecule: messenger RNA, 1734 nt
Organism: Fusarium venenatum
Lineage: Eukaryota; Fungi; Ascomycota; Sordariomycetes; Hypocreales; Nectriaceae
Product: putative AMP dependent ligase/synthetase
Molecular function (GO): CoA-ligase activity
Source: RefSeq, a predicted model, not a curated record